AAGAAGUCGUUCUGAUUUCGUCUUUCUUCUCUGUAAAGUCGUUUCUCUCUCCAAUUUUUUUGUUUUCCUGCGAAAAUCAAAGAGACUAACACAGAGAGCUUAUUCAAUUUUCUUUCGAUCUGUGAAAUCUCAGAUUUUGAUUUGGAAAGUUGUGGAGAUUUCAGCUGUUCUUCUUUGUUGUUGGGUCUAUUUCUGGGUUUCUUCGAGCUGAUUUAUAGAGUUUGGUUCUCCGAUGAUAGAGCUAAUCUGCUUGAGAUAGCUACUGUAUUGAGAGUUCUUCUGAGGAUCUUUAUUUUUCUUUACAUCUUGUGAGGAAAAUGUCUGCGAAGAUCAAAGGAGAGUAUUCUUCUAGAAGCUUCGUAUCGAGAAAAUGGACGAUAUUACUCUGCUUAGGAAGCUUCUGCGUCGGAAUGUUCUUCACCAAUCGGAUGUGGAAUAUUCCGGAAUCUAAAGGCAUGUCUCAUCCAUCUGUAACCGAAGCUGAGAGAUUGAAGCUGGUCUCUGAAGGCUGCAAUCCAAAAGCUCUUUACCAGAAAGAAGUCAAAAGAGAUCCUCAGGCUUUGUUUGGAGAAGUAGCCAAUACACAUAUUGCAUUACAGACAUUGGAUAAGACCAUUUCAAGCUUAGAGAUGGAGUUAGCUGCAGCAAGGUCAGUUCAGGAAUCUUUACAAAACGGUGCUCCUUUAUCAGAUGAUAUGGGGAAGAAGCAACCUCAGGAACAGAGACGGUUUUUGAUGGUCGUUGGGAUUAAUACAGCUUUUAGUAGCAGAAAGAGAAGAGAUUCUAUUCGAGCAACUUGGAUGCCUCAAGGUGAAAAAAGGAAGAGACUAGAAGAGGAGAAGGGGAUUAUCAUCCGGUUUGUCAUUGGUCACAGUGCCACGACCGGGGGAAUUCUAGAUCGAGCUAUAGAAGCUGAGGACAGGAAGCAUGGAGAUUUCUUGAGACUGGACCAUGUUGAAGGGUACCUAGAGUUGUCAGGCAAGACGAAAACUUACUUUUCUACAGCAUUUUCGAUGUGGGAUGCAGAUUUCUAUGUCAAAGUAGAUGAUGAUGUUCAUGUCAAUAUAGCAACUCUUGGGGAAACUCUUGUUAGACACCGGAAAAAACCACGGGUCUAUAUUGGUUGCAUGAAAUCUGGCCCUGUCCUCUCUCAAAAAGGGGUGAGGUACCAUGAGCCAGAGUACUGGAAGUUUGGUGAAAAUGGGAACAAAUACUUCCGUCAUGCUACUGGACAGUUAUACGCCAUUUCAAGGGACUUGGCUUCUUAUAUAUCAAUCAAUCAGCAUGUUCUUCACAAGUAUGCGAACGAAGAUGUUUCGCUAGGAGCUUGGUUUAUCGGGAUUGAUGUUAAACACAUUGAUGAUAGAAGAUUAUGCUGCGGAACUCCUCCUGGUAAGUCUUAAGCUCUUUUCAUCUCCUGCUUGCUGUGAUACCUUUUAAGAUGCUUCAAAAAUCAAUGUACAUAUUUUGAUUACUUAGACAGAAAAAACGUCAACAUCUUUGGUGUUGGGGACCUAACUACAAUAAUAUCUGCUUUAAAGCAAAAGGCUUAAAAAUGAAGAGACCUUAACCUAUCUAAAGAGAUGACUCGUCCCUAUCAAAAUCUCUACUGAUACAAAGUCUUACCAAGAACCUAAAUGAUUUAAGUUUGACAAUAACAUCAAAUCUUUCAACCUGAAACAUACUGAAAAUAUGUUAAAAGAUUCAGUUUUGGUAUUUGCAGAUUGCGAAUGGAAAGCACAAGCUGGAAACAUCUGUGUAGCAUCAUUCGACUGGAGCUGCAGCGGAAUCUGCAGAUCCGCAGAUCGCAUCAAAGAGGUUCAUAGACGUUGCGGUGAAGGUGAAAAGGCUCUUUGGAGUGCCACGUUUUGACAUAUAAACAGAGGAAUGGUAAAAACAUAACGGUUUUGCUCAGCCCCCAAAAACAGCUCAAAGAUCAGAGGAAGGUCGUCCAGAUAUACAAUUCCAAGAGAUAUCCACUUUUGUAUUCAUAGGUACAUAGAAUAGAAGAGGCAGGAAGGAUUAGAGAUAAGUGUGAAAACCUCUGGCAAGAAUCGCAAUUGCGUAUUGUGAUUGUGGCGUUUCCAUUUUGGUAUAAGGAAACUGAACACUACAGUGAACACCCCUGCUGCUUUGUUCGUUUUGGGUGGCUUGAAAAUGAAGCAACUUGUGGAUUUUUACAUCAAAUACAAAACACUAUGCCCUGAUUCUUUUGGAUCCA
Arabidopsis thaliana (thale cress) is the source of this 2221-nucleotide messenger RNA. Its product is annotated as Galactosyltransferase family protein. Lineage: Eukaryota; Viridiplantae; Streptophyta; Magnoliopsida; Brassicales; Brassicaceae. Gene Ontology annotation, cellular component: Golgi membrane; membrane. Bases 318 to 1403 code for a protein of 361 amino acids. Gene Ontology annotation, biological process: glycoprotein biosynthetic process. Gene Ontology annotation, molecular function: hexosyltransferase activity. The transcript has 10 exons. The record is from RefSeq and is marked reviewed.